Molecule: messenger RNA, 1334 nt
Organism: Tribolium castaneum (red flour beetle)
Lineage: Eukaryota; Metazoa; Arthropoda; Insecta; Coleoptera; Tenebrionidae
Gene: Dph2
Product: Diphthamide biosynthesis 2
Exons: 6
Coding region: 1-1296 (431 amino acids)
Biological process (GO): protein histidyl modification to diphthamide
Molecular function (GO): 2-(3-amino-3-carboxypropyl)histidine synthase activity
Source: RefSeq, a predicted model, not a curated record
AUGUCGCAGUUUUCCACAAACGAAGCGGUCAGUCUCGAAAAACAAGUAGAAACUGUGUUAAAUCCGGCGACCAAAUUCGAACUAAUUGACGAGGUAUACGAACUACAGCGGUGUGCCGGAUGGAUCAAAGCCAACGAUUUUCAAAAGGUUUGUUUGCAAUUCCCCGACCAUCUCUUGCAAGACUCGUCGGAAGUCGCUUUGAGGUUAGGAAAACAAGUCGGACGGACUGUCUACAUUCUAGCGGACACGGCGUAUGAAAGCUGUUGCAUCGAUUACGUGGCCGCGGGUCAUAUUAACGCAGAUGCUAUUAUCCACUUUGGACCUGUUUGUUUCUCAAAGACGUCGGCAAAUAUCCCCUAUUUGAACAUUUACGAGAAGGACGAACUUGAUUUGGGGGCACUUGAGCAAUGUUUGGUGCCACUGAACGAGAAAAUUGUUAUUUUAUUGGACACUUCCUUUAUUCAUUUGACAGACAAAAUUGUGGCCAAAUUCCCCGACCACACGAUCAAAACUAUAAAUUCCGACAAUUUGACGAUAGAAAAUGACACAGUUGUGUUUAUCGGGGGCCGUAAUCACCAUCGCAAGUUACCUAACCUCAAAUUUUCGCAUAAACCGAAAACGCUGUAUUAUUUCAAUGACAAAGCCCCGAGUUUGAUUAAUUACACUCUCGACGAAAAAGUCUUAAGACGAAGGUAUUUUCUAGUUGAAAAAAUUAAAGAUAGCAAUACUGUUGGUAUAGUUAUAGGAACGUUGGGGGUUAGUAACUAUUUAAAAGCCAUAGAACGGCUCAAAAAACUCCUAACUUUGCACAGUAAGAAAUACUAUUUAGUCAGUGUUGGCAAACCGACAGUCGCAAAACUUGCGAAUUUUCCAGAGAUUGACAUUUACGUGGUCGUAACGUGCGCCUUGAACGAAAUUUACGACAGUCGUGACUACUACAAGCCCAUUGUUACGAUUUACGACGUGGAAAUGGCCCUUAAUCCGGCCCCCGAAGGCCUUGAAUUCACUUACGACUACAAUGACGUCAUCACAAGGCCACUCAACGACGUCACGAGUGACCCUAACGAUGUCAGUCUACUUACGGGGCGUAUCCGGGGCACGUCCACUAUCCAAGGGGCGGAGCUUGUGUCAAAAGAGGCGGGGACUGUGGCUCUCAACACCAAUCAUGGCGCCGGUUUCCUGGCCAAUAGGACGUGGAAGGGGUUGGAGCGUGACGUGGGUGGGGAUGAAGUCAAGAUGGCGUCGGAGGGGAGGCGCGGGAUCGCGCAAAGCUACAAUGAUGAAACUAGUGGAUGAGUUAUUUAUUUUGUGGAAAAAUAAAUACAUUAAUUGCA